Messenger RNA from Populus euphratica (Euphrates poplar), 831 nucleotides. RefSeq names its product protein RADIALIS-like 3. The transcript has 2 exons. The record is from RefSeq and is a predicted model, not a curated record. The coding region runs from base 281 to 583 and encodes 100 amino acids. Lineage: Eukaryota; Viridiplantae; Streptophyta; Magnoliopsida; Malpighiales; Salicaceae. Gene Ontology annotation, molecular function: DNA-binding transcription factor activity.
CUUAUGUCAAGUGUCAACUACAGUGUUUCAGAUUUAAGCGUGGCUUGCAUUGCAACUUCUUAAAUUUCUCACCAGACACUUCACUUCAGUCUUCUUUCAUGAUUCACACAUUCCAUGCUUCUACCCUCCUGAAUUUUCACACUAGUCUUGUCUAGCAGUCAGUUUUUCUUCCAUUUUCUAGUUUUCAUACUCAAAUUUGAUCCCCUAUCACAUUCUCGAUCUUAUUCCCAAGACUAUAAAACUUAGCUUCACCGUUUUCGCUCUUAUCCCGGCAAGAGAAAUGGGAUCCAGUUCUUUCCCACAGCCUAACUCAAAUUGGUCAGAACAGAAAAACAAGUUGUUCGAAAACGCUCUUGCAAUAUAUGACAAGGAUAGCCCAGAUCGUUGGCGAAACAUAGCCACGUUUGUCGGAGAAACAACCGAAGAGGAAGUGAGGAAGCAGUAUGAGAUCCUUCUAGACGAUAUCAAGAGAAUCGAGUCAGACCAAGUGCCGCUGCCAAAUUACAAGAAUCAUGAAGAAAGCUUCAAGGAAAACAGCAUCAUGAGCAAUGAAGGGGAUAGGCUGCAGCAACUGAAGCUCUAAUGAAGAAUGGUCUCAGCUGUAGAGACGGCAAUUUUUCCUUGAUUCAUCAUCACCCUUAAACUUUUUUCCUUUCAAGUAUAAUAAACUCUAAACAUAAUUAUAUGUACCAAAGAUGAAACAUUAGCAUUUUCUCCUUUGUAUUGAUUUUCUUUUCUCCUUAACUAGUCAUCAAUAUGUGAAAGAUGCAUUCUCUCUGGCUCAGCAUAUAGAUUUGACAGAUUCAACAAUAAAUCACAAGCAUUUCAAUU